Malassezia pachydermatis is the source of this 765-nucleotide messenger RNA. RefSeq names its product 60s ribosomal protein l7. Gene Ontology annotation, cellular component: cytosolic large ribosomal subunit. The transcript is spliced from 3 exons. NCBI's taxonomy places the organism in Eukaryota, Fungi, Basidiomycota, Malasseziomycetes, Malasseziales, Malasseziaceae. The record is from RefSeq and is a predicted model, not a curated record. Bases 1 to 765 code for a protein of 254 amino acids. Gene Ontology annotation, molecular function: RNA binding; structural constituent of ribosome. Gene Ontology annotation, biological process: maturation of LSU-rRNA from tricistronic rRNA transcript (SSU-rRNA, 5.8S rRNA, LSU-rRNA).
AUGUCUGCUGCCGCUACGGUCAAGACCUCUGUGCCCAGCGCCAAGGAUGUGCUCGUCCCUGAGACGCUUCUGAAGAAGCGCAAGGCUGAUGCCAAGCUCCGUGAGGAGAAGCAGGCCAAGGCCCUUGAGCUCCGCAAGGCCCGCAAGCAGAAGCGCCAGGUUAUCUUCAAGCGUGCCGAGCAGUACGUGAAGGAGUACAAGGCUGCCGAGCGUGAGCAGGUUCGCCUCCGUCGCCUUGCGAAGUCGCAGGGUGACUUCUACGUGCCGGCUCAGCCGCGUGUUGCCUUUGUUGUUCGUCUUCGUGGUAUCAACAACAUCGCCCCGAAGCCGCGCAAGAUCAUGCAGCUGCUCCGUCUUCUGCAGGUCAACAACGGUGUGUUUGUCAAGCUCACCGCCGCUACCCAGCAGAUGCUCCAGCUCAUUGAGCCGUACGUGGCCUACGGUGAGCCGAACCUGAAGACCAUCCGCGAGCUUAUCUACAAGCGCGGUUACGCCAAGAUCAACAAGCAGCGCAUCCCCAUCUCGGACAACAGCCUGAUUGAGGAGCACCUUGGCAAGUACGGUAUUAUCUCGGUUGAGGACCUUGUCCACGAGAUCGCCACUGCUGGCCCGAACUUCAAGGCUGCCAACCAGUUCCUGUGGCCGUUCCAGCUCUCGAGCCCGACUGGUGGCUUCAGGGCCCGCAAGUUCAAUCACUUUAUCGAGGGUGGUGAUGCCGGCAACCGUGAGUCGGACAUUAACCGUCUUGUGCGCCGCAUGAACUAA